Molecule: messenger RNA, 1560 nt
Organism: Aspergillus niger
Lineage: Eukaryota; Fungi; Ascomycota; Eurotiomycetes; Eurotiales; Aspergillaceae
Exons: 1
Coding region: 1-1560 (519 amino acids)
Molecular function (GO): heme binding; monooxygenase activity; oxidoreductase activity, acting on paired donors, with incorporation or reduction of molecular oxygen
Source: RefSeq, a predicted model, not a curated record
AUGCAUCCAUCCGUCCUACUUAAACACCGUCUCCCUCGUAUCCAUCCUCACUCCAACAACUCUCCUCCCCUCCCAAUACUACAAAAAGCCAUGCUAUCCAUUCUCCUCCUCGCCAUCCUUCCCAUCAUCUACCUCAUCCACAAAUACUUCACCGAUCCUCUCUCUCGCAUUCCCCCUGCCCACCCCCUCUCCCCAUACACCACCAAAUGGAUAACCCACCACCGCGACCGCACCACAGAAGUAAAAGCCAUCUACACCGCCCACCGCGCCCGUGGGCCUAUAAUCCGCCUUUCGCCCACUGAACUCAACGUCAAUUCGCUUGAAGGGCUGCGGGCGAUCUAUACGCAGGGCGCGUUCGAAAAACAUGCGUUUUACGCUGAUACAUUCAUGAACUUUCAAACGCCGAAUAUGGUGGGUAUGCUGGAGAAUAAACCGCACGGGGAGCAGAAGAGAUUGUUGAGUGGCGUUUAUGCCAAGAGUUACCUGCUCAGGUCGAGUGAUGUCAAGGUUUUGGGGCGGGAGAUGGUGGUCGGGAGGUUGGGUGAAUUCUUGAGGGGAGUCGUUGCGAAGGGUGCAGUGAUCAAUGUGUUGCCUGUUUUUCAGGCUGUGGGGAUGGAUUUUACCUCUGGGUUUGUGUUUGGGAUGCAGAAUGGGACGAGGUUUCUGGAGGAUUUGACUUCUUGGGGAGUGUGGUUAGGGCAGUAUGAGGCUUUCAAGAGCAUGAGUAGGGAAGAGAGGUUUAUGGGGUUUGUGGAGAGGUGGUGUUUGGGGUUGUGCGAGGGGGUUGGUCUUUCGAAGCAGAGUGGAGGCCCGGUGACGCAGGCUGUGGUUUAUGAUCGACUUAGGGAGGGGUUGGAAGAAAAGAAGAAGGUAUCUGGAGAGGAUGUGGACGUGAAUCUAGCCGUUGCAUCAGAGGUGUUGGAUCAUUUGGUGGCUGGGCAUGAGACGACUGGUAUUACAAUCACAUAUAUCAUGUGGGAGUUGUCAAAGAGGCCAGAGCUGCAGACGAGGUUGAGAAAAGAACUGGCCAGUUUGCCUGGGUCGUUGAGGUAUACAGAGGGAAUGGAAAAGGGACUGCCUUCUUUGGCAGACAUCGAUGCACUUCCAUUUCUGGAUGCAAUCGUCCGGGAAACUCUUCGACUCCACGCACCGGCUCCGGCACCAUUACCCCGCGUGACUCCUCCAGAGGGGACAUGGAUACAUGGGUAUUAUAUACCUGGCGGGGUGCAGGUCAGUUCUUCUGCAUACUCACUGCACCGGAUAGAAGAGGUAUUUCCAUCCCCGGAGGAGUGGAUUCCCUGGCGUUGGAUGGAUGUGAAGGAUGACAAGAUCCAUGAUAUGCGACGCUUGUUUUAUCCAUUUGGAACCGGAGGACGAAUGUGUCUGGGGAGCAACUUUGCAUUGCUGGAGAUUAAGCUAGUUAUCGCUAUGGUAUAUGCCAAUUUCGCGCCCGAGGUUGUGGAUGAUGAGGGAAUCGGGCAGCACUUGGAGUUUAUUGCGUUGCCAAAGGGGAGAAAAUUAAUGGUGCGGUUCGUUCCAGUUGAGGGCCACCCUCAUUGA